CUGGAUAAUUUUAUUUAUCUAUGUCCAUUAAUCCAUCAGCCGAAGCGUCGUUUAGUGCUAGAUGAUGACGACGAGGAAGAAAAUGAUGAAGAGGUGGCUGCGAAGAAAGUGGCCCAUGAAUCACACGAUGAUCGUGAAGUAAUUGCACGACAGAUAUUUGAAGAUGAGGAUGAUGAAGAAAUGCCUAGUGGACGGACAAUGGCUAGUAAACCAGCCAACUUCAGAGUUACGGGUGAAGACGAGGAGGAGGAGGAAGAAGAGGGAGAGUAUGACGGCUGUGUACUCAAUUUGACUGACUCAUCCCCAUCCAUGGUGCCCAAAGGUGUCAUUCAGUGUCCCCCUCCCCGUGAUCAGAUUGUAUCUCCAAGCUCACGCGAGACACUUCGAUAUCUAAACUGA
Echinostoma caproni is the source of this 399-nucleotide messenger RNA. The record is from the annotation of a GenBank genome assembly. NCBI's taxonomy places the organism in Eukaryota, Metazoa, Platyhelminthes, Trematoda, Plagiorchiida, Echinostomatidae.